Messenger RNA from Gossypium arboreum, 2147 nucleotides. RefSeq names its product NAC domain-containing protein 62-like. Lineage: Eukaryota; Viridiplantae; Streptophyta; Magnoliopsida; Malvales; Malvaceae. Gene Ontology annotation, biological process: regulation of DNA-templated transcription. The transcript is spliced from 5 exons. Gene Ontology annotation, molecular function: DNA binding. Bases 278 to 1957 code for a protein of 559 amino acids. The record is from RefSeq and is a predicted model, not a curated record.
AAAACGCGGCGCGAGUAAUCAGAGGGUGAAUUUCUAAGCUCCUUCCUAUCAUUUUCCUUCACAGUAUCCUCUGAAUAGACGAAUGGGCCAUCUUCCUUUUCAUUUAAACUCUUACCCUAAACCCUUCUAACUACUAAUUUAAUCUCCCGUUUCUUCCUUUUUCUGAAUCUUCUCUUUUCAUCAACAAAUAAUUAAAAAGUUAUUGGGUAUUUCGAAAAUCUCCCUAAAAAAUCUAUGUUUUUGGCCCUUCACUUUUCAUUUUAGCAGCAUUUUAGCAAUGGGUGUUCUCUUACUGAAUUCACUCCCAUUAGGGUUCCGGUUCCGACCGACUGACCAGGAACUGAUCGAUUUUUAUUUACGGUCUAAGAUAAACGGAAAUAGAAACGACGAGAUUGAAAUUAUUCGUGAAAUUGAUGUUUGCAAAUGCGAGCCCUGGGAUUUGCCUGACUUAUCUGCUAUAAAAACCCAAGAUCCGGAGUGGUUCUUCUUUUGCCCACUCGACCGGAAGUACCCAACCGGCAACAGGCUCAAUAGGGCUACCGAUGCUGGUUACUGGAAAGCUACGGGUAAGGACCGCAAGAUCAAGUCUGGCUCCACCUUGAUCGGCAUGAAGAAAACUCUGGUGUUUUACAACGGGAGGGCUCCAAGGGGAAAACGAACCAAUUGGGUUAUGCAUGAGUACCGUACUACACUCGAUGAGCUUGAUGGUACCAAACCUGGACAGAAUGCUUUUGUAAUUUGUCGUCUAUUCAAGAAACAAGAUGAGACCAUUGAAGAUAUAAAUGGUGAUGAAGUUGAUCCAUCUGUGUUGUCUCCUACUGAAGACAUGGUGUCGGAGUUAGAAGUGCCUCAAGACUCUCCUACUGUAAAACAGGAAGCCGAGAAAGCCUGCGAUACCAGUGAAACAUGUCUUGCCAGUUUGCCCGAUGAAGUGAUUUCAAAUGCUGUUGCACCCAUAGUCGAGGGCAAUAGUGACAACCAUGAUAAUUAUAAUAAAAUAGACCAAGUGGCUGAAAUAGCCCCUGCAGAGGUGGAUCUACUUGAGGAAGCUUUGAAUCAUUUUUACGAUCCCAUGAUGGAGCCACUAUUUUCUCCAUUACACAAUCAGAUUGAAGCAGAGCAGGCACCUUGGAUGUUUGAUCAUGUGGGAAACUGUUCCAAUGUGGAAUUUGGACACGGCACAAACGAAAAUGAUCCUUAUAUUUCUAACUUCCUGGAGUCUAUACUUAAAAAUUCGGAUGACUACCAUGGUGAUGACACUGGUAGUCAGAAGAAUUCAGAAUCUGAGACCCAUACAACCAUGACCAUUGGCAAGGAUGGUGGAUUUUGCAGUGAAUCUGGUUCUGAAGUGACCCAAGUGCUGCUUGGGACAGACACUGUCAACGGGGUUCCUCCUCUAGGGACCGCACAAGAUUGUGGAAUUCCAAUUUGCAUGCAGGACGUUUACUUUUCUGGCACAGUGCCAUUCUAUAAUGUUCCAAAUAGUGAUGGAGAAUUAUUUAGCAAUCAUAUGAAUACAUCUUGUGAUGUUGAUGGUGCUAUCACUGGAAUCAGGACCAGGUCUCGCCCUUCUCGAAGUCAACUGGACUCUGAGAACCCCUUGGCACAGGGUAAUGCAUCAAGAAGACUACGGCUGCAGUGUAAACUUCAGGUCCACUCACUUCACUGUGACAAUGCAAUAUAUAACCGGAGUGAUGUAGAGAUAGAAGAUGAUUCAAAAUCAGUUGUUACAAAGGAGGAAAAAGUAGUGGAAAAGGAUAUCACUGUCAGUUGUAAUGCUGAUUUCGGCAUUGUUUUGGGUUCAAAGACCAUUGUUUCAGCUCGUAAAGAGACUUCAUCUCGGUGGUCAAAGGUGUUUUCAGUGCAUCACUCACGUAAACCAUUUGCUGUUGGUUUUCGGGUAGCUGUGAUGUUAAUCUUGUUUAUAGUUUUGAUUAGCACACCAAAGGCCUUGUAACUUGAUGCUACUUAUUGCGUUGUGUAUAGUUAACAGUAGCACAUCACCCUUUUUUUGCCCCCAUUUCGAGGAUCGUACCUAGUUAGGGCUGCAGCUAUGUUUUUGAGUGCUGAUGUUUAUGAUAUGAGUACAUCUAUUUAGUUGUUGUAAUAUACAAGAGUUUAUAUACAUAUAUUUUUUUAUUUUUGCA